UAUUGCUAUGGAGCUGACGAAGAUAAAUGUGCAGCAGAAUUUUUUUGUCAUCCAGACACUCAUGGCCAUGUUUCUGGGGAUUGAGGCCUGUAAAUCUGAUGCUGAAAGACAGAAAAUCCUCCAAGACAAACUCCAAGAUGUGGUAGAAGAGUCCUAUUAUUGCCUCCUGAAUAACAUCUUUCUUGUCAAGUUUCCCAUCUCUGCCGAGGUUUCCGAAAUGGAUCAUGAAACAAGGACACAGGAGAUGGAACUAUUUCUUGUGAAAAUACUGCAGAAGGUGAACCACUCUCUUUAUUGUGAAACGGAGAGAAAUGAUUCCCCAGACUGCACUGGACUUGCAGAUUCUGCUAAUGAGCAGCUGGUUAGCAGGCUGGGAAUACGGUGUACUCCGGUCAUUUUCCUUAUGGCCUUAUCCUCCAUAUCCCUCCUCAAUCCUAAUUCCUGUUACCUGCACUCACUGUGUGAUGUCUAAAGUUAGAGGGCAGGAACUAUGUCUUUCUGUACC
Molecule: messenger RNA, 505 nt
Organism: Chrysemys picta bellii (western painted turtle)
Lineage: Eukaryota; Metazoa; Chordata; Testudines; Emydidae
Source: RefSeq, a predicted model, not a curated record